CCCGCCUGGCGCCGGGUGCGGGGUCCCGUCGGGAACAUGGACGAGGCGCCUCUGCUGGGCGGGAUGUCCAGUCCCGAAGAGGAGAUGGGGCCGGACCUGUUCGGCGCAGAGGGUCGGUUUGUUUCGGAAAACACAGGCCUGAAGGCGCCGGCGGUGGUGAAGGCGGAGGAGGAGGAGGAGUUCCACGUGUUUAAGGACCCCUACCUGAGCCCCGCGGGCCCCAAGGAGCCCCUGCUGCACGCCUUCAACCCGCCGCUGGGCGCGGACUUCGGCAGCAAGGUCAAGGUGGAGCUGCUGGUGGAUGACCACGAGGAGGAGAUCCUGGGCCAGUUCUCGAGUCUCGCCGAGCUCGACCCCCUGGAGGACGCGGUGCUCCCCGCGGCCCCGCCGCCCCCGCCGACUUACAACGUGCACCUGUUGUCCUCCCUGCUGACCCCGCACCGGAGUCCGGCCCUCGUGGAAGUGAAGGAAGAAGGUGGCGCUGUGCCCAGUGAGAGCGUGGAGGAGGCCGCUCUGCAGAACCCUCCGUCCCAGGAGCCCUGCAAGUUCCCGUGCUCACAGGACACCGAGGACGCCCUGGGCGGCUCUCAGAAGGACGGGAACACCAUGGUGCUGUGUCAGCUGAAAGGCGGGACACCAAUGCUGCGCAUAGACAACCCAAGCGCCAGAGAACUGAAAGCACUCCAUUUGGUUCCUCAGUAUCAAGACCAAAACAGUGCUCUGCAGUCAGAUGUCCCUAAACCAGUGACUACUUUAGUAGGAAGAUUUUUGCCAGUGCCAGCAAAAUUAAAUCUCAUUACACAACAACUGGACCACGGAGCCCAGCCGGCCGCAGCCUUGGGGUCUGCUCUGCCCUCGGGACCCGCCCUCCCCGCACCGCCCCGGAUAACGCUGGCUGGGUACUGCGACUGCUUUGCCAGCGGGGACUUCUGCAACAACUGCAGCUGCGAUGCCUGCAGCAGCCACUUACGCCACGGACUCGAGCGCUUCAAGGCCAUUAAGGCCAAAAUCAUGUGCUCCUCUAUCUGCAAAUGCAUUGGCUGCAAACAUUAUGAAGAAAGCCCCGAACAAAAAACGCUCAUGGCCGUGCCAAACUACGUGGAAGCUGGCAGUUUUGAAGGCAGCCAUUACGUGUCAGGACUCCCCAAAUUCAGGAAAGAGAGGCGGUCCUCAUGCAUCUCCUGGGAGGUGGUGGAAGCCGCGUGCGCCUGUCUGCUGGCUCAGGGCGAGGAGGCGGAGAAGGGGCGCUGUUCGGAGGGCCUGGCCCAGCAGAUGGUCCUGGAGGAGUUCGGGAGGUGCCUGUCCCAGAUUCUCCACAUGGAGUUUAAGUCCAAAGGGUUGAAGAUGGAGUAGAGGAGAAGGUGGGAGGAGAGAGGAGCCGUGGGUCUGCGCUCGGGGUUCCGGGGGCCCAUGGAGGAGAAGGCUGCUUUAAGGAACACGAGGCCAGUCUGUGUCCACAGCUGCACCAUCGAGGUGGGCGCUCCCUCUGCACCAGAGGACCCAGGGGGCUUAGUCUGGGAGGGUUUGGCAUCCACAGCCCCUGUCUGAGGAGGGGUGUGACUGACAACAUGGCGGGGCCAGGAGGGAGCGUGGGCUCCCGUGAGCCUAGGACCUCUGCACCCACACCCAGUGCUGGUGGGUGGAUACGGGGCGGGAGAGGGAAGAGUCACCCUAUUGACCUUAUCCCCUUGGGGAGUCUCCUCUGGGGGCUUCUCUGCAUAACAGCCUUCAGAUUUCCCCGAUUCUUAGAAAUAACGUCUCCGCUGGGCAGCUGAGAUCUCUAGAGAGCCCUGAACACCCCAGGAAUCAAGGGCGGGCGUGUCCCAGGGCCCAGGGCUUGCCAGCCCGGCUGAUGCCCGGACACCGAGAGGCAGCGGCGUACAGGCCGCGCUUCCACCCGUAGCAUCUUGAGUUGUGGGACGGAAAUGUAUCAGUUUCUUAGGUGUUUCUAUUUGAUUGUGGAAAAGUGCUAUUGUCCAAUAACUCCUCCACGAUUACUGUUAAGCUAUUGUUGUUGGUAGAGUAUGGUUAAACUGACUAGUUUGCAGAAAGUAGCAGGUAAUAUUAGCUGUUAAGUU
Molecule: messenger RNA, 2078 nt
Organism: Myotis davidii
Lineage: Eukaryota; Metazoa; Chordata; Mammalia; Chiroptera; Vespertilionidae
Gene: TESMIN
Product: metallothionein-like 5, testis-specific (tesmin)
Exons: 8
Coding region: 37-1353 (438 amino acids)
Biological process (GO): regulation of DNA-templated transcription
Cellular component (GO): nucleus
Source: RefSeq, a predicted model, not a curated record